Molecule: messenger RNA, 405 nt
Organism: Saprolegnia parasitica CBS 223.65
Lineage: Eukaryota; Oomycota; Saprolegniomycetes; Saprolegniales; Saprolegniaceae
Exons: 2
Coding region: 1-405 (134 amino acids)
Source: RefSeq, a predicted model, not a curated record
AUGGAGAUCACCGACAAAGAAGAGCGUCUUCGAGAACGUCGCCGGCUCAAGCAGCAGCGGCACCGUGCCCGCGAUCUUGACGAGCAAAAGGAUCUCGAGAGGCAGCUCUACGUGCUUCAAAAUUUUCUGGCCAAGUACAAGGCGCAUGCGGACACGGCCUUGCCGUGGAAGCAAGUGGCGUUUGCGCUCCAGGACGCUGUCGAUGACGCGACAACUGUCAACAUCCAGCUCCGACAACAAGUCGAGCAACUCUCCCGGCUGGCGCACUCGUUGGCGUCCAGGACGGCAGCGAUCGACCACGGCUUUAUUAGUGUCCCGGAACCGUUUACGUGGCAGGUCGUAGGCCUCCCGACCGACCCCGCAGCGUUGGGCGGGGCGACUGAAGGGCCGUACACCGUAGAAUGA